UUCAAGAGUGUACGAUGUUUUGUUUAUACUUCGAAAAACGUUAUACACAUUUAUACUAUUUAGUUUUCAUGUAGUUUUAUUAAGGAACUCUUGCUGUGUUUUUCUGGCAUCGUUUUAACAGUGAAUAGUGGAAAAUGGAUCCCGAAAGGCGAGCCAUGGAAGAUGACUCUCUCCAGGAAUGUGAACGAAGGUUUCGGGAAAUUUGUAUGAAAGUUAUCAACAAAAACCAUGCAAAAUCACCAAGAAAAAAACUUUUCGGUAAUACUGGACCUUUGCAAAAAAUUGCUCUUAGACCGUCUAUGAUUGACCGGGCUUGCCUAAAGAAAGCAGUCUUUAGUAGCACACCUAUGCCGCAUAAUAAACAACAGCCAUUCACUCCGGAUAGCUCAGGUUCCGUAUCCCCAAUUAGUGAUUGUGCGAAAGAAAAUGAAUCAAAAAAUUCCCAACCAAUAGUGGAAGUAAAUCGUUUGAAUUUCUCUGAAGGGCAGAAUAAAUCUGUUAUAUCAAUAUCUUCGAACAAUGUGUCUCAGGAGAAAGAAGGAAGUAGAAGUAUGUCGGUUAAAAAGAAUGCCAACGACUCGAUUGUGAAAACAAAAUCGAUGAAUGUGAGUGCAAGUGAUGGCAAACGAGAAAAGUUAAACAAUAUCGUUUCUAAGUUGAUUCUAAACAAAUCGGUUGACAGUGUGCCUGCCACCACUAAUAAACUCAUUCAAACCUCGGACAAUAGUAGAAUGCACGUGCAGAAACCUGCAAUAUCCAAUCAGCUUUCUAAGGCUCUUCUCAGGACAAAACCCAACACCCAAGUGAGGGAAACUCAGACUGGUACCUCCCUGUGUGGUUCUGUUCGUAGAAGAAGCUCGAGCCUGUCUGAUAUGUCUGAUAAUCCAAUCAGCGUUUGUGAAACCAGUAGAAUUUUGGCACUCAAUCUAGUUGUGAAUAAAAGUGAUGAAAGUUCUUCCGAUCACGAUGUUACGCCGGAUGCGGGUGUGCCUUGGCGAGUACCGAGUGGUUUACAAGAUCAUAUACCUCCGGUUCCAAAUGAGGACAGAUUUCCCAAUUUCUUGGAAGAAACCUUGGAUGAUGACACUUUCUUACCCAAGCCACCGAAAAAGAAAAAAGUAUUUGUUAAUAAGAAAAAGAAGGCUCAAAAUAGUGAAAAAAAAAAGGUAAAAGGCAGGUGUUCCUCCGUGAGAAAGAAGACUCAAAAGGUGAAUUUAGACGACGAAAGAACAAAUGUUGAGGAAUUAUUGAAGAAAGAAAGUGCGCAGUCUGUUGCAUGUACAAGUUUAGAGCCAACAGUAUUGUCGACCAAAAAGAAACGUCGUAAUAAGAUACGAAGUACAAAUCUGUUUCUCCACAAUGGAACAUUAGAGGGUGACAACGAGUUAUUAACUGCGGAUUCUCCCGUUUUUAUCCCAGUUGUAAACAACAAACUGAGUUGUCUAGAGCAAGACAAAGCGAAAAAUUCUGUCAAGGAAGAUAAUAACAAUCAAACUUUCAGUCGGGUUCAAGACCAUUCUAUCAAGAAACGACGAAGUGUAAAUAAAAAACGUGGUGCAGUUGCUUCCACGCAAACUGUUAAUUUUAAUGAAAACGAUGCAAACAGGACAAUAACAAGAAGUAUGUCAAAAACGCGAGAGCAGUCCCCACAAACGAAAGAGACUGCAGCGUCCAACAAUUCCGUUUUUGACAAAACUAAUUCUGAAGUUUCCAGAAGCGGAAGAGAAAAGUAUAAAAGUAAAAAUGUCAAGGCGGCGGAAAAAUCUGCAAAAACUAAUUCACAAAGUCAAUUUUCAACUGAUUUUGAUCCUCCAGAAAACCGCGAGACGACAAAAGAAACAAAAAACAGUUCAAAACGGAAAUUGGAUCAAACUAAGGAGAAAGGUCGUGCUGACGUUUUGAUUGGAGAUUCACGGACUUCAACAUCGAAGUCGGCGGUAGUCGAAAGAAGAACAUUGGAAGAGCAGAGCAGUGCAGAAAAUAUACAAGUGCAAACAGAUGUACCUGAUGUUUCACAAGACGUCUUGGAGGAAUUUAAUGCUUCGGUACCCGCGCAUCAAAACACUAUUGGUACGAGUUCUUCAAAAAAACGGAUAAACAAAAAAGAGGAUUCAAAAAUGAAUGUAAAUACUAAAAGUAAACGAAAAAUAAAAAAGAAAUCGAAAAAUUCUACUGACAUUCUUCAAGACUUGCAGUCGGCACCUCUCUCCCAUCUGUCGACAGAAGACAACAACGUGGAACCUGUAUUACCUGGAGAGAAUGGCGAUAUUCAAAAUUCCCUUAAUUCGAGUACUUUUCCGGAUCGUCUGGAGGAGAAAGGCGAAUAUUUAAAAAAGACAGUUAAUACAAGCAAAAAUCGAUCCGCAAAUCAGAGCAAUAUGAAAACCAAACAAAAUGCAAAAACAAAGAAAAAGGACACCAAGGUAUCAAACCCAGAACUGACGGCGGAGAGUUCUUAUCCAGAUAGUGGAAUUGGCACUAGUUCUUCGCAGUUGCAAACUUUUAAGAAACCCGCUCCAGUUAAAAAAAAGGCUCCUAAAGAAGCUGAAGUUAUUGAAGAACCCUUGAUUCGUAGAUCUACAAGACAGCGUCGACCAGCACCAGUAAAAACAGCAGGACAGAUUAUCUGUCGCAAUCAAAAAGAAUAUGAUCGAGAGAAUAAAUAUUUCACUGGCGUUCAAAAGAAAAACUAUUCAGUUAACAAAAAUUCAUCUUCACGAGUUUCAAAGAGUUCAACUCUACGAAAUUCAAAGAGUAACAGUUCAUCUUCAUCUAAUCGAGAAACUACCAGAGGACCCUCAUGUUUGCGAUCUACAAUUAACACGUGUUCUCCAAUCGCAGAAAUCGGCGAGAUAAAUUUCGAUGAGGAAAAUUUACAACCCGUCGCACAUCAGAGUUCAUCAAAAGCCACUCCACAAAGUCGCAAAAAUAAAAAUUACGUAUUGGGUGGAAAAGCGCAGAAAGUGCGGAACAAUACGAAAAAACGCAGAAGCAUCUUGCAGUCUGUAAAGAAAACAUUGGAAGAAAAUACACCAAGUGAACUGGUCGAUUUGGUGGAUAUUUGCGUGGGCGACAAGAUUCACUCAACUAAAUGGUCGGUAAAAAAUCCAAAAUUAAAAAAACUGAACGGUAUGUCCGGUGUAAGUGCAUGUGUAAUUAGCGAUUUUGCCAAUGGUUUACUGAAAAUAGACGGUGGGAAGAGUAAACCGAGGCAGGUGGCGAUGCAUCAUCAGCUGUCUUUUUGUGUAUUUGAAGGGCGCGCCCAAGUAGGAGUCCAAAACAAAAGUCAAAUACUUACCACACUUGAAAAUUUUGUUGUACCUGCAGGCUGUGAAUAUUUUAUUAAAAAUCUUGAUGACGAAAAACCUUUGAUGCUCUUUUUUACGAAAACUGUAAAAUCUAGUUAAGUGUUGUUACAAUUUUCAUAAGUUUACUAAACUUUUAUAUGAUAUACGAUAUUUUCACCUUGUUUGGUAUCUUGGUUAACUUUAUAUUGUUCUGAAAAAUAAACAAAAAAGAAAAAGUGCUAGGUAUCUAAUUUUUGAAGUUGGUAGUACUCAAAUGUUUGUUAUGUUUAUCAAUUUUAUUGUGCGACGUUGUAUUUUUACACAUUAGCAUCUAAAGUAAUGUAAAGUUUCAACCGGAAAUAAAUUGAACCUGAAGAAUUAUUGUCCUAACUAGCUAGUAGUCUCCCAAAAACGGGCGAAACUAAACGAAACACCAUAAAUUUGAAGCUUUGCGGAAGUUAAGUCUCACUGUAAUGGGAAAAUUACUACGUGCGAAUGUGAAGAGCGUAUACAAAAUGAGUUUACUAUAGUAAGAUAGCGUAGGUUAAUUCAGAUUUUAAGUUUUUUAUUUUAACGGUAUGGAAACAUUGACCUGUAUAUUAAUUUAUUACAAAAUAUAGAUGGUAACCACACGAUCUAUUCAAA
This is a messenger RNA of Zophobas morio, 3932 nucleotides long. RefSeq lists its product as uncharacterized. The transcript has 17 exons. The record is from RefSeq and is a predicted model, not a curated record. The coding region runs from base 135 to 3407 and encodes 1090 amino acids. Lineage: Eukaryota; Metazoa; Arthropoda; Insecta; Coleoptera; Tenebrionidae.